Triticum aestivum (bread wheat) is the source of this 3311-nucleotide messenger RNA. RefSeq lists its product as uncharacterized. The record is from RefSeq and is a predicted model, not a curated record. Lineage: Eukaryota; Viridiplantae; Streptophyta; Magnoliopsida; Poales; Poaceae. Bases 188 to 928 code for a protein of 246 amino acids. The transcript has 3 exons.
UCAGUUUCCAAUUCCCCUCGAGUCACGGCGGUGGGAAAAAAAAACUGCAUCCUCCAUCCCCGCAGGCACUCCUUUUUCCUCGCCCGCAUCCGGCCAUCCCGCAUCCCGCACGGCACGGCACGGCCGCCGGCCCUCCCGCCCACCUCCAGUCCAGCGCCGGCGCCGGUGGUCACCGCUCCAUGGCUCCAUGGCCGCCCCGCGCCUCCGUGGCCUCCUCCUCCGCCGCAUCCCGCACGGUCGCCGGCUCUGCCGCAGGCAUCCCGCACGGCACGGCACGGCCGCCGGCCAGCUCCAUGUCCGCCCCGCGCCUACGUGGCCUUCUCCGCCGCCGCAUCCCUCACGGCCGCCGGCUCUCCCGCAGGAUCGGAUCCCACCCACCUCCACCUCAGCGUCGGUGCUCACCGCGCCAUGGCCGGCCCGCGCCUCCACCGCCUGCUUCUUCGCUGGACCGAAUCCUGCCGCCGGCCAGCGCCAGUGCUCACCGCGCCAUGGCCGCCCUCCCUCGCUUGCUCGCGCCGCCCGUCCGCCGCCCGUCCACCACGGUGCGCUGCCCGUUCUUGGCCGUCUGUUUCGGCCGACCGGCGGCCGCCGAUACGACGUCUUCUGGGCGCUGGGACGCAGACCGGGCGCGGUUCCGUUGCUGCUGCCCCAGGUCGUCGAGGAACAGUACUGUCAGGCUGGGCGGACCCCCUUCCUCUGCUCCAAGCCUCCAGGUGCAGUUGGGAUGCAGGCCAUCCGCCCUUUGUCCACCGGUGCCAUUGCUCUGCUCCAUCCUCUGGCCACCGGCGUCGUUGCUCUGCUCCACUGCCGUCAUCGUUUGCGAGGAACCCGGUUUUAUCCACGUCUUCCCCAGGUCAACAGAGCCGCAUUUAGUUCACUGCUUCUGACUAAGCUUCUUGAUGUGGAGCUGCAGGUCGUUGAUGAUUGACUGUUCACUUCCUCUCCCCACGAUCUCCACAAGUAACUGACUUAUUGAUCUCCACAAGUAACUGACUUAUUCCCAUUUAAAUUGGGUGCUCCACAACCCAUUUCAUUCCCAUCGUCCUCCAUAGCAGUCAUACAGCUACCCCUGGUACUGGACAAAAUUGGACACCCGGCCUCCCAUCUUGGUUGUUCUUCCCCUGCUGCAUACCCAGACGCCUUGGAUUGACGGCUCCUGUAGGUAAAUAUUGUUGCCAUCUAUUGCUUACUCUAAAGUUUUGUGUACUUUGUUCAUAUCUGAAUUUAACUGCUAUUUCUGAAUUUUUGUAUGCUUCGCUACAUUGAAUACUUAGCUCUGCUUUUCUUUAUCUGUUCUGAAUUUUUGUUUGUCUAUCCAAUUUAAAUUCAAUAUGGUACAAGAAUCCAUAUGCCUUGCAUUCAUCCCCUGCAUUUUACAGAGUUUUUAGGAGGGUAUUCUUUAGUCUCUUCACGCCAUCGCCUUGCAUUUGUCCAAAUCUGAAUUUACUUUUGCCAAUUGAACCUGUAUUCUUCAGUUUUAGUUUUUUAUAUGGUAUGAGAAGACAUACACCUUGCAUUGCACCCCCUUAUAUAGUUUGCUUUAGUAUCUUCGUGUCGUUUAUCUGUUCUAUCACCUUGCGUUUGGUAGACUUGCCGACAUGGAUAGGGCAGAAAGCUCUUCGCAUAAUUCAGUUGGACGAAAACGUCGUCCAUCAUUACCUAAUCCUCCUCCUCGAGUAAACCCAUAUGUUGCUGCCCAGAACCGCCGUAUGCGUCUGGAACUCAUGGUUCAAAAAGGAAAAAGAGGUUUGUUAGGCACAUUAUAUUCCUCCGAUGUUAUCUUCGUUACAAUAUGUCUUGCGAUUUAUUUCACCAUCUACUUCUUCAUAUCUAUAGUCCUCUUUCGAAAAGCAUAGAUAGUCCUCUUUCGAAAAGGCAAAAGCAAAGCGAGAGUAUGUAUUACUUCCCAUUACCUAUAGUUGAAUAUCUUGCCAGUGAAUUUUCCUGUUCAUAUAUUUAAAAUUCUAAAUAUUUCUGUACCCACUAAUGCAGACAAUAAAAAUGCAGCAAACAACUAUGAAAAGACAGACUAAAAUGAAAGUGCAUACAAGGGUAUGGUAUAUUAUGUACCUCGGUUUUUUUAUUCAAACAUUCAAAACUUCUAAUAUAUGUUGCAUUUCUAAAACUACUAUGUAUCACACUUCAUGUAGGCAACUCCCACAAUGCUCAUACAGCCAACUUCCACAAUGCUCCAAACGACAAAUAAUCAAGAAUGUUCAACUUCCACAUUGCUUUGACACUGCCAGCCGACAACAAUAAAUUUUUUGUUGCUCAAAUUCUAUUGUCACCGAGAAUGUUCUCAUACCCAGUACCUUAAAUUGUAACUGAGAUGUCUACUCGUGCGUACUUUUGGUUCCAUGCAAGUGCCUUCAGAGUUUUCUGGCUAUAUUUGCAAUUUUGUGCUUAUCAACAAUGUAUACACUCCUAUAAAUGGGCCAUAAUAUUUUCUUUGUAAACUAUACUAUCGUGCAUGCAUGUAAAUAUUGAUUCCUACAUUAACACCUCAAAUGGUUGUUCUUACAAUCACAGUGUAAGUCACAAUUGCCAGUUUCUAAAAAUUCAUUGCUCAGUUAAUUCUUUAUUGAAGGUUACUAAAAAAAAUAUUUCGGUUAGACACUAUAAAUUCAUUCAUUGCUCAGUUAAUAGUGUAUAAAGAAUUUCUAAAACAUCUUUCGGUUAAAAACUCUUACGGUUGCAGUCCACCUAUAUAAUCCCCCCCCCCCCCCCCAAUACAGCCUAUAUCUACAAGCAAAUCUUUUCUCACACAAAAAACUUCACUAUUGUCAAAUACAUGGACAAGCAGCAACAAGGCAAAAGGUAUGUCUGUUACAUGCAAAGUUAUUUUGCUGGUUUCAUAUCUGAUAUUUCACAAUUUGCCCGCAUACUUUUCUACAGGAUGCAACCUUACACAACAAAGAAUGUUCUACCCUCUUCAUCAACUCAUGCAUCAAGAAAAACUCACAAGAAGUACAUGGAGGCUAUUGCAGACAUGAAAAAUGCCACCACUAAAUCCGCAACAUGGAUCACUUUGAAAGAGGACGCACGUGAAGACAACAUCACAAAGCUACUCCAGGAACAUCCAUUCAGUUCCACCAAAUACAUCUUCGAGUACAUGAAGAACGGAAUUAAACAUGUCCAAAUUCUCCUCGAUGAAGAAGACAACCACGUGGACGACUCCAACAAACUAUAAACCAACAUUAUGCUACUUAUUUACAGGACUUUGCAACAAUAAACGAAUAAAAUACAAUAAAUCUCUUAUAUUUGUAUUUUCAUGCUCAUAUUGUUAAUCGAAAUAUCAAUGUUGCAUUCAA